AUGUCGCAUCUGACGGCUUCGUAUCGCCCUCAUCCACAAUCCACCCGCCCUCUCAUCGUCUCCAAAAUGCUCGUAGGCACCAGCCUACUCGCCCUCGCCGCUCUGGCGCAUGAUGUGCUCGCCCUCCCCAGCGCUGCCCAGUCCCCAUCCGCAAUCAGGAUCAGGAAAUCGACAGCUACGAACACCACUGGGGUGUUCGGACCUGACAGCACGAUAUGGGCCGAGGACACACCGUACUUCCCCGUAGCAGACUACGUCGCACCGCCGUCCAACUGCGAGAUCGACCAGGUCAACAUCCUUGAGCGCCAUGGAGCGCGCUAUCCGAAGAAGAGCCCGACCAAGAAAAUCAAGUCUGCGCUCAAGAAGCUCCAGAAGGUUACAAUCACCGAGACUUCAAUGCAGUUUAUCAGCAAUUUUACGUACGACCUUGGAGAGGAUGACUUGACGCCCUAUGGAGCCUUGCAGUCCUAUGACGCUGGUGUGGAAGCGUAUCAACGAUACACUUCUCUUGUGGAGGCGAAUGGCCUACCAUUCGUACGCGCAUCGAGUAGCCAGCGUGUCGUCGAUUCUGCUGGUAAUUGGACAGCAGGAUUCGCGGCUGCAAGUAACUCGGUCUACACGCCCGUACUCUCAGUCAUCAUCUCGGAAGAUGGGAACGAUACCCUGAACGACGGCUCCUGUGCUGCUCUGUCCGACUCUGAUUCUCCGGGCGACCAAGAAGCCGCAUGGAUAGACAUAUACACCGUCAACAUCACCGACUAUCUCAACGCAGGCGCACCUGGAGCAGGCCUUGACAACACAGACACGCAAUACUUGAUUGAACUCUGCCCGUUCGUGACCGUGGCGAAUUCCGAACGGAGCGAGUGGUGCGAUCUCUUCAGUUCUCUGGACGCUUUCCCAGGCUUCGAGUACUACGGGGAUCUGGACAAGUACUAUGGCACUGGGUGGGGCCAAGGCGACCUCGGUCCAGCUCAAGGCAUCGGCUACACCAACGAGCUUCUCGCCCGACUUACCAACACCGCCGUCAACGACAGCACCUCGACCGACACCACGCUCGACUCCAAUCCAGCCACCUUCCCUCUGAACCGCACGUUCUACGCGGACUUUACCCAUGACGAUCUCCUUAUCGCCGUAUACUCCGCAAUGGGCCUCUUCCCCACCCCAGCGCUGAACUACUCGAGCCCCGAUGACCAAGAGACGAGCGCGUGGCGCGUGAGCGAGAUGACGCCCUUCGCCGCGAGGAUGGUCGUGGAGCGGAUGAGCUGCAGCGACGAGUCUGGCAGCGGGGACGGCGAAUAUGUGAGGGUGCUCGUGAACCAGGCGGUGCAGCCGAUGCCGUCCUGCGGCUCGGACGAUAAUGAUUUGUGCGCCCUGGAUGCCUUCGUGGAAAGCCAGGCGUUCGCGAGGAACAGUGGGUAUGGGAUCUGGAACGAAUGUUCUGAUUGA
This is a messenger RNA of Rhodofomes roseus, 1446 nucleotides long. Its product is annotated as phytase. The coding region runs from base 1 to 1446 and encodes 481 amino acids. The record is from RefSeq and is a predicted model, not a curated record. Gene Ontology annotation, molecular function: acid phosphatase activity. Lineage: Eukaryota; Fungi; Basidiomycota; Agaricomycetes; Polyporales; Fomitopsidaceae. The transcript has 7 exons.